This is a messenger RNA of Amblyraja radiata (thorny skate), 1640 nucleotides long. It is a transcript of the gene ntsr1, whose product is annotated as neurotensin receptor 1 (high affinity). The transcript is spliced from 4 exons. The coding region runs from base 1 to 1212 and encodes 403 amino acids. Gene Ontology annotation, biological process: neuropeptide signaling pathway. NCBI's taxonomy places the organism in Eukaryota, Metazoa, Chordata, Chondrichthyes, Rajiformes, Rajidae. Gene Ontology annotation, cellular component: plasma membrane. Gene Ontology annotation, molecular function: G protein-coupled neurotensin receptor activity. The record is from RefSeq and is a predicted model, not a curated record.
AUGAGCCUUGCAUUGAACUCCAGCCUGGACGGGCGCGAUGCUUUCAGUGGGCGGCCGGGGCCAGACCCCGCCGGCAACGAGAGCAUCGCGCUGCGAGAAGCGGCAGAAAACGACCUGGACGUGGACACGGAUGUCUAUUCCAAAGUGGUGGUCACGCUGAUUUACAUCGGCCUCUUCGUGCUGGGCUCGCUCGGGAACUUUAUCACCAUGUAUACUCUGAUGAAGAAGAAGAAUACUCUGCAGCACUUGCAGGGCACCGUGAACUACCACCUGGCCAACCUGGCUCUGUCCGACCUCCUCAUCCUGUUGCUCUGCAUGCCAAUCGAGCUCUACAACUUUAUCUGGGUCCACCACCCCUGGGCCUUCGGCGACGCCGUGUGCCGGGGUUAUUACUUUCUCCGCGACGCCUGCACAUACGCCACGGCUCUCAACAUCAGCAGCCUGAGCGCCGAGCGCUAUAUGGCCAUCUGUCACCCGUUCAAAGCCAAGACCCUCAUGUCCAGCAGCCGCACCAAGAAGCUGAUCUCCCUCAUCUGGCUGUUGUCCUUCCUGCUCGCCACCCCUAUGCUCUUUACUAUGGGAGAGAAAUACGCCAAUCCCGUCCCGGAUCCGGAUGAAUUGAUCUGCACCACUAUCGUGGACGAAGUGACUGUCAAAACCGUCAUCCAGGUAAACGCAUUCCUCUCCUUUGUCAUCCCCAUGGUAAUGAUCUCAGUCUUGAACACCAUCAUCGCCAACCAGCUGAUAGCAAUCUUAAAGCAGGCGGCUCCAGAGAGCGGGGUGUGCAUCGUCGAGGGCCAGCAAAACACACUGAGCAUUGUGGUGGAGCCAAGCCGGAUCCAAUCCCUUCGUCAUGGAGUCAAAGUUCUCAGAGCCGUGGUCAUUGCCUUUGUGGUCUGUUGGCUUCCGUAUCACAUACGACGUCUCAUGUUCUGCUAUGUGCCCAAACACCACUGGACAGAAUUUCUCUAUGAUUUCUAUCAUUACUUCUACAUGGUGACAAACAUCCUCUUCUAUGUCAGCUCCGCCAUCAACCCUAUCCUGUACAACUUGGUCUCUGCAAACUUCAGACAAAACUUCUUCUCCACGCUCAGCUCCUACUGCCUUCUCAGGCAACCAAAGCCCAAGACUCGUGCAAUUAGCAGAAAGUCAAAUAGUAUUUCCAGCAAUCAUACUUACUCCAACGUUCUCACCAAAGAAACAAUGUACUAACAGAUAAUAAUUAAAUUCAAAUAGUUAAUGAAGAAAUUCAGAAGAUUGGUAAUUACUGACAUGAAUUUUGGAGAACUAAGAUAUUCUCCAAAUUAUGUAAUUACAUUUUUUCCUAAAUAAUGGGAUGUUAUUAUUAGAAUACAUUUGUACAAUUUGAAAGGCAAUUUCUUGGAGUUUCCAAUCAAUCAGUGUUUUUCUUUUUACAGCAUAGAGCACAUGUGUGUAAAUGAUCACAGGAUUACAGGUGCAAUAGACAGUUGCCAUGGAUUCUGCAAACUUUGCUCAAGUUCAAUAGACAUACACUAAAGCUCUAUUUAUCUGGCAUGCUCAGGACUAGGGUGGUGCUGAUGAGCAGGUAUUUUGGACUAUUGGAUGUAUUCCAACACUUAAUACACUUUCAAUUUAAGACGCAAAGUGCUGGACUAACU